AGUAUAAAGAAAACAUUAGAAUUCCAUUGUACUUUGCGUUUUUGUUUUUCUGAAGGGUUUGCAUUUUGUUGUUCCGAAAACCUAACAAGUAACAACAUAAUAAUAGAUCAACCAACCAACAAUGUUGUCCAUGUCGUUCUCACUCUCAAGGUUAGUUUUACUUCGUUCUCAUGUCACAACUUCCACUUUCCUUCAUUCUCGAUUCAAUCACAAUAAUAUUGAUGCUGGUAAUAAUGCUGUUUCUUCAUUCCAUUACAUGCUCAGUAUGAAUCCAACCCCAUCCAUUGUACAAUUUUGCAAGAUUUUAACUUCCCUUGUUAAGAUGAAACAUUACCCCACUGCUAUUUCACUUUCUAACCAAUUACAAUUCAAUGGAAUUAUGCCUAAUGUUGUUACUUUCAAUAUAUUGAUCAAUUGUUACUGCCACGUCGGUCAUAUGACUUUUGCCUUUUCUAUAUUGGCUAAGAUUCUCAAGUUGGGUUAUCAGCCUGAUGUCAUAACCUUAAAUACUCUUAUCAAAGGUCUGUGUUUCAACGAUAAGGUGAAAGAAGCUCUGCAUUUUCACGACCAUGUGCUUGCACAUGGAUUUCACCUCGAUCAAGUUAGCUACGGGACCUUGAUCAAUGGACUCUGUAAAAUUGGAGAAACAAGGGCUGCCUUGCAAGUUCUAAGACGAAUCGAAGGGAAAUUGGUCAAACCUGAUGUGGUAAUAUACAGCACAAUUAUUGAUAGUUUGUGUAAAGAUAAGCUUUUAAUAGAUGCUAAGGAUUUAUAUUCUGAAAUGAUUGUAAAGGGCAUUUCUCCUGAUGUUAUUACUUACACUUCUCUGAUAUAUGGAUUUUGCAUAGUUGGUCAAUUAAAAGAAGCAAUUGGACUUUUAAAUGAAAUGUUUGUAUUCAGAAAACUCAAUGGAGAUGUUUAUAUCUUUAGUAUAUUGCUCGAUGCUUUAUGCAAGGAAGGAAAUGUCAAAGAAGCUAAAAAUGUGUUAGCUGUUAUGGUGAAACAAGGUAUCAAACCAAAUGUUGUUACUUAUACUUCAUUUCUAGAUGGGUAUUGCCUAGUUAAUGAAGUCAACAAGGCCAAAGUUAUAUUCAACACCAUGGUUCAAAGAGGAGUGAUUCCUAAUGUUUGUUGCUAUAAUGUCAUGAUUAAUGGGUUGUGUAAGAUUAAAAUGAUGGAUGAAGCCAUGAAUCUAUUUCAAGAAAUGCAAAACAAGAAGAUUAUUCCUGAUAGAGUAACUUACAGUUCUCUUAUUGAUGGUUUGUGCAAAUCAGGGAGAAUCUCUCAUGCUUGGGAGCUUCUUGAUGAGAUGCAAGAUAGGGGUCAACCUGCCAAUGUAAUCACUUACAAUUCUUUAUUACAUGCUUUAUGUAAAAACUGUCAUGUUGAUAAGGCAAUUGCAUUGGUCAAGAAAAUUAAAGACAAAGGCAUUCAACCAGAUAUGCGCACAUACAAUAUACUCAUGGAUGGACUUUGCAAACAAGGGAGAUUUCUGGACGCACAAGUGAUUUUUCAUGAUCUUUUGAUUAAAGGCUACAAUGUAAAUGUUUGGACAUAUACUAUUAUGAUCAAUGGUCUUUGUUUAGAGGGCUUAUUUGAUGAAGCUAUCGUCUUGAUGUCAAAAAUGGAAGACAAUGGUUGUAUUCCUAAUGCUAUAACUUAUGAAACCAUUAUUUAUGCUCUCUUUGAGAAGGAUGAGAAUGAUAAAGCAGAGAAACUUCUAUGUGAAAUGAUUGCUAGAGGUUUAUUGUAAGAGAAAUACUACUUAAGAUGAUUUCAUUUUACUUAUUAUGUGUUUUUAGGUUCAGUUUGAUGGUAUAAUGCUACAAUUGGUUGAUGUUUUUUAUUCUUGACAUAAUUAUAUUUUUCUUUCCAAUUGCAAUGUAUUUCCUGUUAUUGUUUCGCACUUUGGAAGAGUUGGAAACAUAAGAAAAAUGUGUUUGCUUGA
This is a messenger RNA of Trifolium pratense (red clover), 1948 nucleotides long. Its product is annotated as putative pentatricopeptide repeat-containing protein At1g12700, mitochondrial. Bases 122 to 1753 code for a protein of 543 amino acids. Lineage: Eukaryota; Viridiplantae; Streptophyta; Magnoliopsida; Fabales; Fabaceae. The record is from RefSeq and is a predicted model, not a curated record. The transcript has a single exon. Gene Ontology annotation, molecular function: protein binding.